Messenger RNA from Phragmites australis (common reed), 1191 nucleotides. RefSeq names its product chromatin remodeling protein EBS-like. The record is from RefSeq and is a predicted model, not a curated record. Bases 118 to 768 code for a protein of 216 amino acids. Gene Ontology annotation, molecular function: chromatin binding. The transcript is spliced from 5 exons. Lineage: Eukaryota; Viridiplantae; Streptophyta; Magnoliopsida; Poales; Poaceae.
ACUCCCCAGCCUCCUCCAGUCUCCACCGUCGGAACGGGAGCCGUGGCUGCUCCCCUCCCCUUCCCUUCGAUCCCCACCUUGUCGCUAGGGUUUCCUCCCAAUCCAACCCCCUCCGCCAUGGCCAAGACGAAGCAGGGCAAGAGGGACGUUGAGUCCUACACCAUCAAGGGCACCAACAGGAUCGUCCGAGUGGGGGACUGCGUGCUGAUGCGGUCGUCGGACACGGACAACGCGCCGUACGUGGCGCGGGUGGAGGCGAUGGAGUCGGACGGGCGCGGGGGCGUGCGUGUGCGGGUGCGCUGGUACUACCGGCCGGAGGAGGCCAAGGGCGGCCGGCGGCCGUUCCACGGCGCCAAGGAGCUCUUCCUCUCCGAUCACUUCGACACGCAGAGCGCGCACACCAUCGAUGGCAAGUGCAUCGUCCAUUCCUUCAAGAACUACACCAAGCUCGACAACGUCGGCCCCGAGGACUUCUACUGCCGAUUUGAUUACAAGGCCGCCACCGGUUCAUUUACCCCUGACCGUGUUGCCGUGUAUUGCAAGUGCGAGAUGCCGUACAACCCAGAUGACCUCAUGGUGCAGUGUGAGGGAUGCAAAGACUGGUUCCAUCCUUCCUGUAUGGGAAUGACCAUUGAGCAGGCAAAAAAGAUAGAUCAUUACAUGUGCUCCGAUUGUGUUAAAGAAAAUGGUGGAAAGAGACCUUCAAAUUCAUACUCAGUUUCACCAAACUCUGAUUCAAAGCUUGAGUCAAAAAGGCGGAAGAGAUAACUGCUGUAACAGGAAUCAUCCCUGGUGAGGAAAUGGGUCUCUUCAUUGCUGGUGCAGAUUUAAGAUGUGAGAUGUACACUGCAAGAGGAGCCAGGCCAUUUGUAGGAUAAAAUUGUGUUUUGACUUAUCAUUCUGCUGUAUCUUGGGGAUUUCUCCUGCAGUUUAGACAUUAGCAUGAGUAGAUUAAUUCUCUGCCACUGUCCGCAAUGAUCAACAACUUGAGGCGGGGGACAAAGUCGAGAAAUCUAGAAUGUUGCUGACUUUCUCGUGUAACCCUUGUGUGGAGUAUCAGUGAGUGUGUGUGUGUGUUAACAUAUUCCCCUGCAGGAAAUGUUCCCCGUGUGAAUGAUGAUGAAUUGAUCAUAGCUUGACUGUUGUUUCAUAAAUUAAUUGGAUGUAGUUUAUGAGCUGGUUAUCAAUUAA